CGAACAACGAACCAGCACGAGGCCCGCCAACACAACAACAACAACAACAACAACAACAACAACAAGGAUAACAAGGAUAACAACCACGAUGUCCAAGGUCAAGAUCCUCUUGGUGGGUUCGGUGGGCGACAAGCUUUCCGUCUUGCGGAAAAAGCUGCAGAGCCUGAACGACAGCAAGGCGGGGCCCUUUGACGCCUGCUUUUGCGUCGGGCCCGCGGAUCUCGGCGCYKACGGAACKAGCACGGAACCWGAGGCGGAAASGAAGGCUUUUCCCAUGCCCGUGUAUUUCCAGGAAGCGAACGSCGCUGCCGCUUCCGUGGGCRCAGACGACCAGGGCAUCGUCUCCCUCGGGGGAGCCUCUUCCAAUCUGUACCACCUCCGAGGGAACAACAACAACGGCAACGGGCUGCAAGCCUUCCGCAUCAAGCUCGGGAACGGGAAGCCCCUGCGGGUGGCCUCCUGCCCCCGGCACUAUCGGGCCCCGGCACGGGAAWYCCACAACCUACCGGAGCGGCAACYGCCCUGCGACCUCCUCCUGUCCUCCGACUGGCCGCAGGGAAUGGAGGACGUCCUGAACACCGAGACGGAGCCCCUCUCCUACGACGUGGCCGAGGCGGCCCUGGCCUGCACCCCUCGGUACCACCUCUGCCCGUCGUCGGCCCUCUUCCACGCCUCUCCGCCCUACCGGCUGCCGGGGAGCGACCACCCCGGCCGCUUUCUGGCCCUGGCCGGCGUAAGGGCCGGGAAGACGCCCAAACCGAACAAGUUCGUCCACGCGCUGGGGCUGGUCCCGCUGGCRUCCGGCCCGGAGCCCCAGGCGGCCCCCUCGACGCUGCCCUGCCCCUUUGCCRSGGGGGRCUCCCCGGCUGCGAAUGCCUCGUCGGGGCCGCAGCGCGUCCCCGAAUUCGCCAGGAGGGGGGACGCCGGCGAUGCGGCCUAUUCCCGCUUCGGCGGCAGCAAGCGGGGGCGCGAGGCCGGAAGCCACCGGGGCGACCAGACGGUUUCCCUGGAACCCCCGGAMGAUCCGACCGUGUCGACGCUCUUCUUGUACGGACUCCACAGGGACGUGACGGGGGAGCUCCAGUCCACUAGGUCGCCAAAGGUCCUCCUGGCCUUUGGCAAGUACGGCGUGACCAAGGUCCGGCACCCCCCCAGCGUCCCGACGUCGACCUACUGCUUCCUGGAAUUCCCCUCCCAGGCCGAGGCGGCGAAGUGCCUCCUGGACUGCAACGGCAGGAUUACCAUCGACAGCGUCRACCUGACCCUAAAAUGGGCCACAAAGGCAAAGCAGCAACAGCAGCAUCCUCCUCACGCCCAAAACGACCACAAGCGGCAGAGGAGGGAGCAACAGCAGCACUUUGUCACCCAGGAAGAAGCCAAGGACUCGACCACUCUGUUCUUUCAUCCCCCCCGGAACACGAAACUGGUCGCGAACAGCAGCAGCAGUAGUAGUAGCAACAGCAGCAAAGCCGCCGAACCAACACGGGAAGGAACGAGCAAGGCUUCAGACCAGUCGACAACGACUGCCAACGACRAAUCCAACAAAUCGAAGUCUAACGACGAGAGCCAAUCCAAUGCCGCAACAGAGGAUUCCGUUAAGGCCAAAGUMGAUAGUGGCACCGAUCAACAAAACGACGAAACGGCUGCGGAGGUUAAAGCCCAGGGCACCGAUGCAGAACAAACAGACAAUGRAAAAAAAUCCGAGGACACAAAUUCGAGUGCUACCGAUGCUACUACAAGCAAUGAAGGAAAGGGGGGGAACAACCAUACCGGCCCAAUUGAAACGGCGGAUGCCGCGGAGAWCGAYUCGGGAGAUGYAGAUGCAAAGCCACAAAGCAACAAACCCACGGGCUUUGCGGCAACUCUACGGGAUUAUGUACAAUCCGUGUUGGAAGAUGCCCUCAACGACGGAGUGGAGAAAGACGAGGAACGGGUCACGGCCGACAGCGAACCCGCCCUGAGGGUGGAGGUCCGGUGCAAGGACCAGUACGGAUUCCUAGAGUUUGCCUCGCACGCGGCGGCAACGAUGGCUCUGGCAGCGAUCACCAAGAGCACGGACGGUGGUCUCUUGGCGGAAGGCGGGGGAAUGCCAAAGGACCUCGUGGGAACAACCCUUCGGUGGGCCAAGGGGUCGGCCUCCAGUGCGACGGGAAACAAGAACCAUGCAAGGAAGGGAGGCCGGGAGCAGGUYCUUGAAGCGCUCGGAAUGAAACGCCAGUAUUAUCCGGCGGACGGCCGCAAGGAUUGCUGGUUUUGCCUGUCCUCUCCCACGUGCGAAACCCAUCUGAUCACUGGGGUCUACGACGAUUGGUACGCGACAAUGCCGAAGGGGCCCGUCCACCAGGGCCACGUCYUGCUGGUUCCGGUCGAACACACGAGCGARGGGGCCUGGACCCUGAACGAGGAGUGGRUCAAGCUUGUCGAAAAAACACAGAAGCACGCAUCGCAGACGUACGACUCGGAUUUGUUCGUCUUUGAGCGAGCCAUGGAAACCAGGGGGGGAUACCACACGCACAUUCAGUGCGUUCCGAUCCCGAGGGAUUCAUCCACAAAAUUGCAAACCACGAUGAUGGCCCACGCCACGGCGAGCGGGUUUGAUCUGCGACCCAUACAGUCCGACCUGGGGGUCAAGGCGUUGCUCGAGAAGGGCGACUCCUACUUUUACGCAGAGAUCCGAACCAGGUCGCACCAGCACCGUUUUCUCUAUAAGCGUGGUGACGAAACUGGGUCGGGAGUUCCUCUACAGUUUGCGAGAGAAGUCUUGGCAUCGGUGCUUGGCAAUCCGAAGCUUGCYCACUGGAAGGCUUGCGUUGUCGACAAGGAGCAGGAAACAAAUCUGGCUUCCGCCUUUCGUGACUCCUUCAAUGCUAUGUAGUAUUGGUUUCGUGGUGCAAUAUACGAAGAAGCAAUUCUGCGAGCGACARACGGUCRKCUUUGCCCGCAUUGCAAAGCGGACGUGUUUUAAAACCGACCGAAGGGGUCGUUUCAAAAAAUUAGAAAAUGUUUG
Molecule: messenger RNA, 3007 nt
Organism: Pseudo-nitzschia multistriata
Lineage: Eukaryota; Bacillariophyta; Bacillariophyceae; Bacillariales; Bacillariaceae
Source: the annotation of a GenBank genome assembly